AUGAGUAGUAGUAGAAGUGGAAGUGGUCUCAGUGGUGGUGGUGGUGGUGGUGGUGGUAGUGGUGGCGGUGGCGUUAGCGUUGGUCUCAGCAGUGGCAGUGGCAGCAGUAGUAGCAGUGCGGCUGCCAUCAACGCCGCAGCCACCUUGCAUUGUCUCACCUCAGUGGGCAGCAGCAGUCAUAGUAACGGUGGUGGCGGCGGCAGUAUUAAUGGCAGUGGCAGUAGUAGUGGUGGCGGUAUUGGUAUUGGCGGUGGCAGCGGUAGUAGCAGUCUAAUUGGUGGUGCUGGUGUUGGCGGCAGCGAUGGCUUACAUACAAGUUUGGGUCUCACAGCUAUGGGCAUGUCGACGGGUUGUGGCGGCAAUGGCGGUGGCCUGAGUGCAUUCGGCAGUGGCGCUGGUAGUCUCGCCGCCUUCGGUGGCAGUGGUGGCGGUGGCAGUAGCAGCAGCUCAAGUGGCAGCGCCACAAAUCAUCAUCACCAUCAUCAUCAUCCCCAUCACAAUGGAAGCUUAAUUGGUGGCAUUGGUAGUGGUGGCAACAAUAAUUUGAAUCUAGCAACAGCGACACUGACGGCCGCCCCCACACAUGGCGUUGGCGCGAGCGGUGGAUUCGGCAGUUUGGGCGGCAUCAGUGUGGGCGUGGGCGUUGGUGUGGGUGUUGGCAUGGGCAUGGGCAUGGGUGGUGGUAAUAUCAACUCCCUUGUUGUUGGUAAUCGAUUAAUGAAUACAGGCUUGCCGACGAUAUUGAAAUGA
Molecule: messenger RNA, 750 nt
Organism: Ceratitis capitata (Mediterranean fruit fly)
Lineage: Eukaryota; Metazoa; Arthropoda; Insecta; Diptera; Tephritidae
Product: glycine-rich protein 5
Exons: 1
Coding region: 1-750 (249 amino acids)
Source: RefSeq, a predicted model, not a curated record